This is a messenger RNA of Cebus imitator (Panamanian white-faced capuchin), 1634 nucleotides long. RefSeq lists its product as uncharacterized. The transcript has a single exon. The coding region runs from base 942 to 1499 and encodes 185 amino acids. NCBI's taxonomy places the organism in Eukaryota, Metazoa, Chordata, Mammalia, Primates, Cebidae. The record is from RefSeq and is a predicted model, not a curated record.
CUGCAAAAAUCCGAGAGUUCGUGGCGCUAGCGGCUCCAAGUGUUUCGGUUUCCCGGGCCGUCUCCGGGUUGGAUUUGCACCCUGGGGUCUACAUGGGUUAAAAACGCGGAAAAAGGCGACGGAGAAAUACAAACUGCCAGGGUGUCGAAAUGAAAGGAGCGACUGUAAGGAGAAAUCCCAGGCCUCUCUACUGGGAAGAUCUGGAAAGCACCCGCCGCGCAGGGGGCCAACUAACUCCUACACUGCUCGGGGUCAGCUGAGAGCCACCGCGCGCGGGCUCCGGAGCUAGGAGGGCAAGUGCGCGGGCCGGAAGCGUCGGGCGCUCACCUGGCACCUACCUGGAGCUCACCUGGCGCCCGGGCCCCGCGCCGCUGCCCCCCGCCCUGCCCGCCGCGCCCGCACCUCGCGGUCCUUGAGGCCCAGCAGGAGCACCUCCUCCAUCAGGGUCAGCCGCGUUUCCUUGGAGUCGCCCUUGUCGUCGUCGUCUUGCUCGUCGCGACGGCUCUGAGCGUCGUCCUCGCCGCUGCUGGCGCCGCCGCCUGCCGCCCGCUCCUUGUCGGCAGCGUUGCGGGAGGCCUCGGUGCGUCGCUGCACCAGGCCCGAGCUGCGCUGGGUCAGCGAGGUCAUGACUCUGGCCGAGGCGCCAAGCCGGCGGGCCGAGAGGGGCGCGGGACCGACCGGGUCGCCCUCCUCCUUCCCCCGCGGCCUCCGACCCGGGUUUCCGGGUUAAAUUCGGACACCCGGGCGACGUCCGUCGGCAGCGGGACCGGGGCCAGUCAUGAGGAGACAGGUCAGGGCGAAGAGGGCUGACUGAGCGUCGGCGGGGCAGGAAAGGGCGCCUGUCUGCCAGCGGCUGCGGCCCCCGAAACAGCCCGAGCUCCAAAGCGGAGGCGGCGACAGCGCCUUUCCAAUAUGGCGGCCCCGGCUGACGUCACCGGAGGAUGUGGCAGAGUCGGCGCGGCAGCGGGGUGGGCAGGAGGCGCCGGAAGCGGCGGGAGGGGACCCGGCGGCCGGAGAUCCGCCGCUGCUGCGGCUGCCGCCUACACCCUUGCCGGCCCUCGGUGCUUGUCUUUUCCUCAGCGUUCCUGCGCCCCCCGACCUGCAGUUUUGCUCCCGCGACUUGCCCUCCCUCCUUCCGCUCCCCGUUUCCCCCUCACUAUCCGGGGCUGGAGUCUGAACCUGGCGGGUCCCCCAGCCCCACGAGUCGGAGGAGCAGAGACCACGCGAAGGUGGACCCCGCUCAGCCUUCAGCUGCCCUCCGCGCCCGAGACACCGCUGUCUUCGGAGGCGGCAGCGUGACCGGUUCCGUUCGGACUCUGGGGUCCGCACGACCGGCAGGAAGUACUUGGCCCGCCACUGCUGGGCGAGGAGGGGCGCGCUCUCUGCGGGGACUCCCUAACCCUUUAGAAGGAGCAACUGCGUCCAAAUGGUUUGAAAGUGGGCCUUUAGUGUUUUCCAGGAGUAAGACGGUAGAACAAAUAGACCAGUUUUGUUUGUAAAACUUGUUUCUUUGCCUCGAACUUGUGCUGUAAACUGACCAGGGCGCAGUGAGUACAGUUAGUACCGCACACGUUAGCACGCUCGACCUUAAGGAUCUUUUUACAGAGACAAUAAACUUGAAGGGUUUCACACCA